This is a messenger RNA of Crotalus tigris (Tiger rattlesnake), 5423 nucleotides long. It is a transcript of the gene GEN1, whose product is annotated as GEN1 Holliday junction 5' flap endonuclease. The record is from RefSeq and is a predicted model, not a curated record. NCBI's taxonomy places the organism in Eukaryota, Metazoa, Chordata, Lepidosauria, Squamata, Viperidae. Gene Ontology annotation, molecular function: four-way junction DNA binding; 5'-flap endonuclease activity. Bases 171 to 3032 code for a protein of 953 amino acids. The transcript has 14 exons.
UAGUUCUGCCCCACCCCAUUUCCGGACGUCAUGAUUUCGCGCAAGCGCAGUUAAGGCCCCACCGAAUUACGAAUCUUGGCGCUAUUGCUUGGAGAAGUCGCUGCCUUGUCUGUCCGCGUACGGGCGGGGGAACCGUCGUGUUGAGGCAGUGCAUCUGAAUAUUUGGGACCAUGGGAGUAACUAGCCUGUGGCAGAUCCUGGAACCUAUCAAGCAACAUGUCCCUCUCUGCAGUCUUAAAGGAAAAACAUUAGCUGUUGAUUUAAGUCUCUGGGUGUGUGAAGCACAGGCAGUUAAGAAGAUGGUGGGAAUAGUCACAAACCCGCAUCUUAGGAAUAUUUAUUAUCGUGUCUCUUCUUUAACAUUGAUGGGGGUCCAUCUGGUGUUUGUCACGGAGGGAGAUCUCCCAAAACUGAAAACCAGCACAGUGAAGAAGAGAAUAGAAGCUCGCUUUGGCCCAUCGAAAAAGCCUGGGAUUGCAAAAAAAGGGAGAUCCCGUUUCAAAUCUAUUUUGAAAGAGGCAAGCUAUCACAGUGGGUUACGCUUACAGAUGCUGAAUACGGCCAGUUAUCAGUGCCUUGAACUGCUGGAGUGCUUGGGAAUGCCAUGGAUUCAAGCAGCUGGAGAAGCAGAGGCCAUGUGUGCCUAUCUGAAUGCAAAUGGCUAUGUGGAUGGGUGCAUCACCAAUGAUGGAGACAUCUUCCUUUAUGGCGCUCAAACAGUUUAUCGAAAUUUUACCAUGAACGUCAAGGACCCACAUGUUGACUGCUACUUGAUAUCUGAUAUUGAAGAGAAACUAGGCUGCAGCAGAGAAUCUCUGAUCGGAUUAGCAAUUCUGCUUGGCUGUGAUUAUCUUCCUAAGGGAGUUCCUGGAGUAGGAAAAGAACAGGUUUUAAAGUUGAUCAAAACUUUAAAAGGACAGAGUUUACUGCAAAGAUUUGAGUCCUGGAAAGACCAUUUGCAAUCUGGUGAUGUCCCAGUAUCAACAGCUAAAAAACCACUUCACUGUUCUGUGUGCCAUCAUCCAGGUUCUUAUAAAGAUCAUAAGGACACAGGAUGUCAGAUCUGUGGCAGUGUAGGAUAUUGUGAGCCCCAGGAUGCUGACUACUGCUGCCCCUGUGACUGGCACUCUUCUGAGUCAAAGCAGCAACCAAGCUUAGAGGAGGAAAGUAUUAAAAAAAAAGCUAUGGCAUGUGAAGGUUUUCCCUUUCCCGAGGUUAUCCAAGAGUAUCUCAUCAGCAAAGACAAACCAGUGAAAUUAAAUGGAUGCCAAAGGCCAAAUUUAUUAUCUUUUCAAAGGUUUGCUGUCAAGAAAAUGAACUGGACCGAGCAGUAUGCCUGUGAGAAAUUGUAUAGUCUUCUGACUUACUAUGACAUGAACAGAAAGAAGUCUGGUUAUACUGAUCCAAAGCAUCUGCAGGCCUUGCGGAUAAUCAAGACACGGAUUAGAAAUGGAAUUCCCUGUUUUGAAAUUGCAUGGCAAAAGCCAGAUCAUUACUCUGCUGCAACUGAGGAUCAGCCUGCAGAUCCCUUUCUAAUAACAAUAGAAGAGUCAACUCUAUUUGAGGCUGCCUAUCCUGAAGUGGUCGCUUUGUAUCAAAUGGAGAAGUUGAAAAUUGGCAGAGAAAAAAAGAAAAGUAAGAAAAAAAGUAAAGAGAAAGAAUGCUUAGCAGGGGACAGCAAAGGAGAAGGCUCUUUUUCUGACCUGACCUGGCAACCUGCGGGUGAAAAUAUUCUCAGCCAAGGUUCAAAAUCUGAUUUGGGGCUUGUUUUUGAUAUGCAAAAAUUUCCAAAAAAGAGCUGUGAAUCUCUGUGUUUAUCAGGCUCUGCAGAUUUUUCUACUGCAUUAGGAGAGCCAAGCAACUUCUUUUUUGCUUCACAGAAUACAGAAAAUGAAUAUAAACCUUCUAAUUCUUUAAUCUCACCAACAGAAUUAUUUGUGAAGGAGCCGAUGGCUUCUUCCGCAAAUAUCGAUCUGCAGCUGAGUGGCAUUGACUGGGAAGGGACAUCCUUCAGCAUUUCUCCAAGGAAUGUUAAUCUUCCUUGGUAUUCAGAAUCUGAGUCUGGCCUGGGCAACAAUUCUUUAAAGCUGUGCUGUCCACCAUACAGUAAAGCAGCCAAUAUCCUCACACAGCAUUCAGAUUCUGCACAACAUGAUCCCAGUCAGGUCACUGGUGUAGAUUACUCUGUUUCAAAUACAGACUUUCCUAAAGACAAGUAUGAUUUGUCUUUAAAAGAUCGAGCCACGAUGGAAAGUUUAGAAGCUUUCCCCAAAGCUAAAAACGUGACUUUGUUAAACACCAUACAACUGCAAGAACAAAUAAAGAGAACUUCCAAACCUGGAGAAGAAUUUUCGUCUCUUCCUAACAGCAUUCAGGAAAUUGAAAAUGUGAUGUUACUAGAAAAACAUCUGCAGGGGCUAAGCUUGGAGAACUAUAAAGAAGAUCUCCAAAGUUCUGAGAACCCACGAACUGCAGCAGAUAAAGUCCUAGAUUCAGGAAGUUCUUUGAGGUUGUGCACUGAAACGCUAAAAGUGAGUUGCUUAGAAAACAAACAGCCCAUUUUGCCAUCUAGGUCAAAUAAAGUCCUAGAUAACUGUCAGACUGGGAAAAAAGCUGUGCCAAGGAUCAUGAAAAGCUCCCUGAAGAAGAGUGUGUGCCAAAAUAGUUAUCAUGCUGAAGACAGCGAUAGUGAAAAUGUGGAAGGCAGGUGGAAGGGUCACAGGAUCCCAAAACAGCAAAGGAAGAGUCAUAUGGUUCAGCUGAAGGACAAGUGCAAUGGCAAAAGGGACAACAAGAAAUUGGCAUUUGAAAUUCAGCCAAAAGCAGAAGGGAAAGAUGAGCAGGCCCUUAAAUUACUCAACACUGAUUUAUCAACAGAAGAACGUCUGCCUGUACCGCUCUGCAGGUCUCCAAGUCUCUCCAAAUGUGGAUUCGAUCCUUGUCUUCAGGAGACCAGAAGCGAUUUGGACAUGUGGCUUGAGAGUCCACUGCCUCUGUCGGAAAGGCUAAAGCACAGAUUGAAGAGCAGUUGAGAACUUCCUGCUCCCAUCUCCCUGAUGUCUUCAUCUGCAAACAUCUCAAAUGUCUUGAUACGUUUUAAAUGUCCUCUAAAUUAAUAAGCGCCAUAAUUGUGAGUGGUAGAAGUUUGAAAGAGGGCUUGUGUCUGAAAUGAAAUGACUGGCAAAUUAAGUUCUUCAAGCAACUUUUCUGUAGUGACUUGCUCUAAUUUCGACCUGCCGUGAGUUGGGCUGAAGUCUUCCUAAAUAAUUUGCUUGAGUGGUUGCAUCAGUCACACCACAAUAGCAUGAACUCAAGAAUAAAUACAUAAUAAUGUUGGCUUUUUUGCAGAGUAUAAAAUAUGGAACAACUUGCUAAUCAAUGGCAGUGGCAAAGCGGCUGACAUUUUUACACAUGCAGAUUGGUUAGUAUAUGUUUUUGUACAAUUUUGCUACAGAUUUUCAGGUCCAAGUUAUAGUCCUCUAGAUCCAGUCUUGGAAUCAAUCUCUACAUGUGCAACAGAGUUUAAGUACCAGAAUUACGAAAUGGUAAAAUGGGGUCAAAAAUGUCAAUUUAGAAUUACGCUUGUAAGAUACCUUUAGAAUUAGAAAUCUAACUUAGAGAGGACUGCUACAACCUAGUACUUUGUCUGCUUUUCGCUUACUCUUUUGCCCAGAUUUCUAAUUUGGGAUCACAUGGUCUUAGAAUCAUAAUGAUUUUCAUUUGUAACCAUAUGUAAUCCAGUUUUUAAAUAGACUUUCAUAUAGCCUUUUUAAAAAUAUGCAGUACUUCUAAAUAGUAGUAGUUUAAAUGAAUUAAUUAGACACAAAUAUUCUGCAACAAUAUUUAAUGAGUUAGUCCAAUCAAGGGGAGUUUGUCCCUGCAAAUAGUUGUAUUUAAGAAUGCCUUCUCUUUAAAUACAGUAUUUGUAACGUUAGUGGUUUUCCCUGAUUCCCGGUACUAUAUUAUUUCUAAUCUUACUUAGAUCGACUUUCUGUCUUUUAUAGAUAAGCUCUGUUUUUACUGGUAAAAUGCAUGCUUUCCAUGCCAAAAGUACCCAGUUCAAAUCGUGGCCUUUUACUUCAGGCUGGAACGGCCCCCAAUGGCCGUUCUAGAGACCUGUUGUUGGUCAAGAGACAGGACUUGAGCGAAUAGAUUUGGCACAUAGUGCAAUGCCUAAUAUUGAUGGUGAUCAGAUCAAGGUGCAAAUCAUACCAAUUUUCUAACAUAACACAGAAUUGGAAGAAAUGCAUCUCUUUGGCGACUGUUGAUUCAUGAAAAGGGUGAAAAUGUUGUGGUUUCUUGCAGUGGAAUUGUAAAUGCAAGUGACAGUCUAAUCUACAUAUUUAUUUUUCACAAUAUAUAAGCACAUAAAUUAUUAAAAAGAUGCAGAAUCUGAUUUUGCACGUUGUACUAUGUCAUCAUCUAAUUUGUCUUGAUUUAAUGCAAUCUAUAAAGCCAGCCACUGUGGUUUGUAAAAUAUUAUAUUCAGCUUAGCCUGUGAGUGUAGCUCUUUGUCAGUCUGUUCUACAAAUCAUGGUUAAGACAAACCAUGGCUAAAUAUGACAAUCCUAACCAAUUGCAAAAUUAUUUGAGCCAUUUUGAAUUUCUACUCAGUUCAUUGGAUAAAUGGUUGAAAAUAUUCUCACUGAAUUCUUUUUUACUGAAAGCAUGAGAGAGAAAGUACUCGCGUAUAGCUGAAUUAUGUCCCAGGUUCACAAAGCUAAUGCCAAAUUCAUAAGAUUUUUCUAAAAUAAUGCAAGUGUAUCCCUGCAAUAUGACAUGGCAUGACUCAAGAAUCUACUUCCCUGCGGUACAAAACAUUGGAAAAAAUAGAUACGGUAGAGAAACUUUUUUCUAUUUAGUUGUAACAUGUGUUAGCCUGAAGUGGGAAGAAGGAGAUAAAAUCUGUUCCCUACUGCUUAUCCUACAGGUUUGCAAAUUACAAUGAUACAACAAUGCAGGAGUCAGUAUAUCCCAUUCUAAAUGUUCAUUUUCCUUCAUAAAACAUUUUGUGUCCAGAUCUAUUCUUGCCAUACUAAAUAGAAUUCUUCCUCUUAAAAUUACAAAUGUUAUACACUGUUGGAAAUCAAGUGCUAUUUGACACUCUUAGAAGGUGUAGUUGUUUAGAUGGACUGUAUCUAAGUCUUGGGGUUUAUUUUUUAAAGAAACAGGCUAGAAACUAGGAGAUCAGGAGUUCUAGUCUUGCCUUAGGCCCUAAGCCACCUCUUAGUCCUAGGAAGGAGGAAAGGGCAAACCACUUCCACAAACGUUAGCAAGAAAACUGCAGGAGCUUGUCCAGGCAGGCACAACACUGACAUAUAAGCAUCAUAUACAUACAUACAUACAUACAUACAUACAUACAUAUGAAUAUUAAAAAUAGAAGCAUGAUUCCUGGGUGUGUACAUAGUGAGAACAAAAUAUGA